UGGAAGAAGAAGAGAGCUGAGCGGAUUCGGAGAGCGGAACAGACGUUCGGGCCGUCUCAUAAGCCAAUGGGGGGGGGCGAUUUGAACUUGAAGAAAAGCUGGCACCCGCAGACCCUCCGCAAUGUGGAGAAGGUGUGGAAGGCCGAGCAGAGGCACGAGGCGGAACAGAAGAAGAUCGAGGAGCUGCAGCGGGAGCUGCGUGAUGAGCGGGCCCGGGAGGAGAUGCAGAGGUUCGCGGAGGACACGGGGGCCGUGAAGAAAAAAGAAGAGAAGCUGGACUGGAUGUACCAGGGACCGGGCGGGAUGGUGAACAGGGAGGAGUACCUGCUAGGGCGCCCGGUGGAUAAGUUCAUCCUGGACAAAAUGCAGGAACCGGAAUCGGGGCCCUCGACCGAGACCGGCCUCCUCCCCGGGUCCAUCUUCAGCGUGUCCGGAGCCACUUCCGCCUUGGACAUGUCCAACAAGAUCCGCGAAGAUCCGCUCUUCAUGAUCCGGAAGCGGGAAGACGAGAAGAAGAGGGAAGUCCUCAGCAAUCCCGUCAAGAUGAAGAAGAUUAAAGAACUUCUGCAGAGCAGCUUGGACAAGAAGAGCAAAAAGAAGAAGAAGAAGCACCGGAAGGAGAGGAGCUCCAGCGGCAGCGACGAGGAGAGCGGCCAGGAGCGGAGCAGGUCCCACAAGCACCGGCCGCACUCUCCUGCACGCCAGAAGGUGCCGGGAUACGGCCUGCUGCUUCCGCAGACCAGUAAGAGCCACAAGAGAGACGACGCGUCGGGAUCGGGCACGCGGAGGGACCGCUCGAAGAGUCCCCACCGAGACCGAAGCCAUCACAAAUCCAAGACGGAAAGCAAGUACAGGAGGAGCCCUUCCCCAAAGAGAGAAGAGAAGUAUCAGAGGCAGAAGCCGUCCGGCUACACCAAGAAGAUGUCCGCCGAGGAGCUGGAGCAGCGCAGGUUAGAGAUGAUGCAGGACGCCAAGCAGAGGGAGGUGGAGAGAGAAAACAGCGUGAGGAAGUACAAGCAGGAGGACGAGCGGGAGGAGCAGAAAGAUCGGUCAAGGAAGGAGGUCAAGUUCCUACAUAAGAUGAAGCUGGAGAGCGCCGCCUCCUCCUCCGUGGAGGACCGAGUCAAGAGGAACAUUCACAGCAUUCAGAGGACGGCCUCGGCCCUGGAGAGGAACUUCAUGAAACGAUGA
Nanorana parkeri is the source of this 1191-nucleotide messenger RNA. RefSeq names its product CWC25 spliceosome associated protein homolog (gene CWC25). Gene Ontology annotation, biological process: mRNA splicing, via spliceosome. Gene Ontology annotation, cellular component: U2-type spliceosomal complex. Bases 67 to 1191 code for a protein of 374 amino acids. The record is from RefSeq and is a predicted model, not a curated record. The transcript is spliced from 2 exons. NCBI's taxonomy places the organism in Eukaryota, Metazoa, Chordata, Amphibia, Anura, Dicroglossidae.